This is a messenger RNA of Aspergillus chevalieri, 1314 nucleotides long. RefSeq lists its product as uncharacterized. The transcript has a single exon. Lineage: Eukaryota; Fungi; Ascomycota; Eurotiomycetes; Eurotiales; Aspergillaceae. Bases 1 to 1314 code for a protein of 437 amino acids. Gene Ontology annotation, biological process: proteolysis. Gene Ontology annotation, molecular function: aspartic-type endopeptidase activity. The record is from RefSeq and is a predicted model, not a curated record. Gene Ontology annotation, cellular component: fungal-type vacuole.
AUGUAUAUAAACCAUGAAAGCCCUCAUAGUAGCAGCAUCAAUAUCAACAUCCAUCGUUUGGGAACAAAAGAAAAGAAACAAUCAGGCAAAACGAAAUGCGUCUUCUCCACCUCCUCACUCGCUAGCACAACCCUAGCAACGACCCUCCCCCUAACCCGACGAGCACCAACCUCUUCCACAGCUUCCCGCCUCAAAGCAACCAAAUAUGGCACCAUCUUCGACGUCCCCGCCACAAUCGGCAAGCAAACCUUCCAACUCCUAGUCGACACCGGCAGCAGCGACACCUACGUAAUGCAAACCGGCUUCAUCUGCAUCGACGAGGACACAAAUUCUACUAUCCCGGAAGCAGAAUGCCUGUACUCCAAUCACACCUACAACCCCGACUACUCGGAUACUUAUCGUCGCGUUGAGGACCAGUACUUCGGCAUCAAGUACGGCGCAGGUAUCGCUAGUGGUGAUUUGGCAUAUGAAACCGUCUCAUUGGGUGGCCUCACAGUGAAAAACCAGAAAGUCGGAAUCGCACAGCGGACGAACCCAAUGGGCGAUGGGGUGAAUAGCGGACUACUCGGGCUGGCGUAUCCGUCUAUCACGUCUGCGCAUCCAGGUAACGCCUCGAGUUCGGAUAACAGCACGUGCUUCUUCAAUCGGAAGGUGUAUAACCCGCUGCUGUAUCAUAUGCACCAGCAAGGUGUUCUGAAGGAGCCCUAUUUCAGUCUUGCGCUGGCGUCUACGCCGCAGAAUGACUCUACGGCGUUUGGGGGGUAUUUGUCGCUUGGUGAGCUGCCGCCCGUGAAGCAUAGUGAUCAGUGGGCGACUGUGCCUGUUGAAAUUUAUCGGACUAUUCCUGUGGAAUUCACGUCUGGGAAUCGUACGCGGUUUUGGUGGACAACGACUGUGCAGAGUGUUCGAUAUGGCCCAAAGUCAGCGAAUAAGGGCAACUCGACUGCCUUCCAGACGUUCGUCGACUCCGGGAACAAUAUCUCCUACCUCCCGGCUGCUGUUGUUGACUCUGUCAAUGCACUUUUUGACCCCCCGGCUACAUUCGAUGACUCGUCGAAGCUGUAUGUGGUCAAUUGCAAUGCGAAAGCUCCGCUUUUUGGUCUGCAGCUUGGAAACCAGACAUUUUACCAUAAUCCUGCGGAUUUGAUCCAGAAGGUGGAUGAUGAUCUUUGCGUGUCUUCUCUUGCAGCGUCAGAGGAUGCGCGCGUUGGUGAUAUUACGGUGAGUAUCCUGGGUGUGUCGUUCUUGAAGAGUGUCAUCGCUGUUUUUGAUUUUGGAAAGGAUGAGAUGAGGUUCGCGAAGAGGUUGAACUAG